Mycena indigotica is the source of this 1008-nucleotide messenger RNA. RefSeq names its product Eukaryotic translation initiation factor 3 subunit I. Gene Ontology annotation, molecular function: translation initiation factor activity; RNA binding; protein binding. Lineage: Eukaryota; Fungi; Basidiomycota; Agaricomycetes; Agaricales; Mycenaceae. The record is from RefSeq and is a predicted model, not a curated record. Bases 1 to 1008 code for a protein of 335 amino acids. Gene Ontology annotation, biological process: cytoplasmic translational initiation. The transcript has 7 exons. Gene Ontology annotation, cellular component: eukaryotic translation initiation factor 3 complex, eIF3m; cytoplasm.
AUGAGGCCCAUUCUACUCCAAGGACACGAACGGUCCCUGACCCAAAUAAAAUUCAACGCUGAAGGCGACCUGCUGUUUUCGUGCUCGAAAGACCACGUUAUCAAUGUCUGGUAUUCGCACAACGGAGAGAGGCUAGGGACAUACGAGGGCAACAAUGGGACUGUUUGGACCGUCGAUGUUGACCAUGAAACGCGGUUUCUCGUCUCCGGGUCGGCGGAUAACACUCUUCGACUGUGGAGUGUAGCAACUGGGAAGUGUCUGUACACCUGGGAGUUCCCGACAGCGGUGAAGCGGGUUGCUUUCAACGAAGAUGCGACCCAGGUGGUAUGCAUAACCGAGCAGCGGAUGGGCUUCCAGUGUGCAAUCCGCGUCUUUGACAUCAACAGACGAGAGGGCGAGGAGUCUAAUCAAUCGGAAGAGCCACGACACUUUUUCAACCCGAUUGGCAGCAAAGCGACAGUCUGCGCGUUCACUCUCCUCCCGAAUGUCAUUAUAACAGGCCACGAAUCGGGCAAGGUUGCCCUUUUCAACGUCAAGACGGGUGAAGAGAUCAACAACAACGAGCGGGCGCAUAGCGACGUUGUGACCGAUCUCCAACUCAGCAAAGACCGCACCUACUGUGUCACAAGCAGCAAAGACAAGGCAGCACGGAUACACGACAUCAAGACCCUCCUAGUCGUCAAAACAUUUACAACGGAAACGCCGCUCAACAGUGCUGCCCUUGCUCCCAAUCGUCCCUAUGUUCUCCUCGGAGGUGGUCAAGAAGCCAUGAAUGUCACCACAACAUCUUUGCGCCAGGGCAAAUUCGAAACGCGUUUCUGGCACAAGGUCUACGAAGAGGAAGUUGGUCGCGUUAAAGGCCACUUUGGUCCCAUAAAUACGAUUGCGAUUCACCCUGCGGGGACAUCUUAUGCUUCUGGGGGAGAGGAUGGAUUUGUGCGAGUACACCAUUUUGAUGAUUCUUAUUUCAAUGCCCAGCCAUACGGAGCUGUGGAAAUCGAAGACUAG